AUGGAAGAUAUAUUGGUCAUCAUGAAAACCGGCGUUACAGAAGCUCUGGAGAAAGUUCCCAUGCAUUUGGAGACCACACUUAGUUGCGUGCCACACUUCGCUAUAUUUUCUGACUUUGAGGAGGAUAUUUCAGGAGUGCAGACCUACGAUGUCCUGCGUACUGUCAGUAAAGAUGUCAAACGCUUCAAUCCAGACUUCGAACUCUACAACAGAAUCAAAAAGUUAGGGAGGGACGGAUUAAGGCCAAGCGACUUGAUGAUGGAUGAUGUGAGCGGGCCGUCCGGAAAACCGAACAAUCCCGGGUGGAAGCUCGAUAAGUGGAAAUUCAUCCCUAUGAUUGACGAGGCGCUAGAAGUUCGGCCGGAUGCGAAAUGGUUUGUUUUCAUGGAAGCGGAUACAUAUAUAGUUUGGCAGAAUCUCCUUGCUUGGCUUGAAAGGUUCGAUCCUUCAAAACCGUAUUAUCUGGGCACAGAGAUGCUGUUAGGAAACAUAUUAUUUGGCUAUGGCGGGUCUGGAUUCGUCAUUUCUAAUUCAGCAAUGGAGAAAUUUUCGCAGUAUAGGGCUUCUAGAGCUACACAGCUGGAAGAUUACACCGCACAUCAGUGGGCAGGAGAUGGAAUUUUGGGGAAAGCCAUGGCAGAUGCCGGUAUCCCUCUUACCAAGUCAUGGCCAAUGCUGCAAACAGCAAGAGUAUGGGAUCUCAAUCAUUUUGCAGAGCCGUGGUGUUAUCCCGUGGUCUCUUAUCAUCAUAUGACUCCAAGCGACGUGGAAAUAAUGUGGAGAUUCAGCCAACAGUGGUUCAAAAACAACACCAGCUCGAUUCUUCUCCACCAAGAUGUGUUUACGCGCCUCAUACAGCCCGGUCUGUCGUCCCCGCGGGAUAAUUGGGACAACUUCUCAGAAGAGGAACACAAUGUACCGUCAGAGGAUCAGUGCAAGGCGCUUUGCGUGGACAAUUCGGCAUGCCUGCAAUACUCUCACAGGUCCGGUAAAUGCUUCACUUCCAGAACGGCAAAGCGGGGGGUCUCGACCUCCUCUUGCAAAUCUGGCUGGAUACCGGACAGGAUCAGACAGCACGCCGAGAAGAUGGGGUCAUGCGAGAAACUUGAAUGGAUUCGUUGA
Coccidioides posadasii C735 delta SOWgp is the source of this 1122-nucleotide messenger RNA. RefSeq lists its product as uncharacterized. Gene Ontology annotation, cellular component: membrane. Lineage: Eukaryota; Fungi; Ascomycota; Eurotiomycetes; Onygenales; Onygenaceae. Gene Ontology annotation, molecular function: N-acetylgalactosaminide beta-1,3-galactosyltransferase activity. The record is from RefSeq and is a predicted model, not a curated record.